Zeugodacus cucurbitae (melon fly) is the source of this 1500-nucleotide messenger RNA. RefSeq lists its product as uncharacterized. Lineage: Eukaryota; Metazoa; Arthropoda; Insecta; Diptera; Tephritidae. The record is from RefSeq and is a predicted model, not a curated record. Bases 182 to 1399 code for a protein of 405 amino acids. The transcript has 7 exons.
AAUAAAUCACUUCGGUAUUUGUGGCACAUUCAACAGCUUCGCUUUGUCAAGUGAAUUGCAUUCAAGGAUUAAUUUGAGAUAGAUAAAAGUGACUGAUAAUUUUUUAACUAAACCACAGUGGUGCGCAACUUAUAUUUGACAAGUUUGUGAUCCUGUUUUAAUUGCUUAAAGUAUUUCAAAAAUGCGGUUAGCAGCAUUUUUAAGCAUCUUCUCGCUGCUCUGCUUCUGGGUCAGUACAUUGGAUGGACAGUUUAUCUUCGAAAAUCCAAAGGACUUAACGCAUUUGCAGCCACCGCAGUAUGCACCGCAAUACGCACCGCGGUACGCACCACAACAACAUCAGCCACAAAAUCAUAUACAACCGCAACAACGUACACCUUAUGGCUUACCAGCGUCACAUAUGAUACGCCCACAACGUUCUCUGUAUGGUGGCUGGACACCUAUGAGUGUUGGUCAUGUUGGUUAUGGCAGUGUCGGUCCAAUUAGCCCUGUUGGCACUAUUGGUAUAACGAAAGAGGAGCUACUUGCAUUGCUCGAAGCUUGGAAGGAAGUUGAGAAGCCAGCGCCUGAGCCUGCACCCGAGCCAGAGCCAGAGCCAGAACCCGAACCUGAACCAGAGCCGGAACCAGAGCCAGAACCUGAGCCUGAACCAGAACCAGAACCUGAACCCGAGCCAGAGCCAGAACCAGAGGAGCCAGCACCUGCACCACCAACUGGUGCUAAACCUCCACCAGCCGGUGUGCCACUAACAGUUUCUUUGCCUGCUUUCGUACCCAUACAAUUGUCUGCCAUGUAUACAGCUCCAGCACCACCGGCACCACCAGCUGAAGGCGGUGGGGAGGCUGAAGUGGAGCCAGAACCAGAGCCAGAGCCAGAGCCUGAGCCAGAGCCAGAACCUGAGCCCGAACCAGAGCCAGAGCCGGAGCCUGAGCCAGAACCUGAACCUGAAGAGGAGCCCGAACCAGAACCUCUGCCCGCACCGGUAUAUGGGCCACCUCAUCCUCAUCGUUUUGCUUAUUUCUCGCGUUCACAGUUCAGGCGUGCAAAGCCGUUAGCAAAGAAUCCGUUUUUGCGUGCAAAUAAAGGUAUUAAGUCCAGAACCUCAACCAAAUCACGAGCUCGGAAGUCUAAAAACGGCGCUAAAAAGAAUACUAAGGCAAAAUCUAAAACCUUGGCCAAACCAAGAAACACUAAAUUCGCAGCUAUUCGCUUCCCUGUUUCAAAUCCCAGACAAUUCGCCUCAUCCAAUUUCAUUGCAACCAAGCCAAGAAACUUUAGACCCACACAUCGUGUGAGACCAAGAAGCUUCACGGUCCUGCCACCACCACCAUUCCUUGCCAACCCUCCGGCUCCAUUAAAAUUAGUGCCAUCAUCGCAAUUGUUAAGUAAUUGGGCUUAGACAGGGGUCUAGCUUGAAUGCUGGAACAUCAUAUUGACUUUUUUGAUAAUAUAUUUCUUACUCAAAUAAAAUAAAAAUAAAACAUAUGUAUACGAAAACAA